Messenger RNA from Osmia bicornis bicornis, 1456 nucleotides. It is a transcript of the gene Obp10, whose product is annotated as pheromone-binding protein-related protein 6-like. The transcript has 6 exons. The coding region runs from base 801 to 1250 and encodes 149 amino acids. Gene Ontology annotation, molecular function: odorant binding. The record is from RefSeq and is a predicted model, not a curated record. Lineage: Eukaryota; Metazoa; Arthropoda; Insecta; Hymenoptera; Megachilidae.
UUGUUCUGAAAAAUAUCUAACGACACAGUUAAUCAUGCUUUUUCAUUUUGUUCAUUUAAACGUGUUCGAAGUUUAAAGUGGUCAGACAAAUGUUGCAGAUAAGCACAGUACUUUUGCGAUCGUAAAUGAUCAAUGAAUAGUCACGAAAUGGUAUAUUUGAAUUGGCCGGGUGUGUACGAGAUAAAAGAGAGAUUGCAUCGUAAACUGGUAACAUCCGCCAAUCAAAUCUACGUUUAUACGUAUACUCUGGCCCAUUUAACAGAGGAUUCAAAAGUUCGUUCACCCUCGAUCGGCGAUUCGAAAAACAUUUUAAUGUCGUUUUCGGAAUCGCGUCCGACCAUUUGUUUCGACAUCAAACUACGGUAACUCUGUCGAUCGCACUCUCUUGUAAAUUGUUUGGACAAUGAAACGUUUUAAAGGUAGGGGAAAACCCGGGCAAGCGAUCGAUCGAUCGGAUAAAGUUCAAAAUCGAAAGAUGAGCGCAUUUCCCGCGGUAUUUCGUUCGUCUCCAGCGGUUGCUGCGACUGAUCUGCCUGUUGGCCGGUCGAUCUGUGCAACCAUAGAGGUUCAGUCGCGCCCUCGCACUUGUCGACACCACCGUCUCUACCGACCACUGACCACCGGACUUCUAGUUUCCGCCCCGGGCUCCAGAUAGUCAAGGGAGCUGGAUUCAUUUCCAGAUAGUCGAAAAUCAUUUUAAAUAAAAGAUUCGGGCUCGAGCGAUCGCGACCGAAAAACGUAACAUCCUUACGGUUCCUCGAGAAUCUCAUCCACGAAAACGUAAAAUCGAAAAACAAAUCAUGAGCAUCUUAGUGUUUGUACCGUUGAUGCUCCUCUCUUUGAUUCAUCUGCCGAUCGUUUUUUGCGGGACACGGCCGAGUUUUGUCUCCGACGAGAUGAUCGCUACCGCGGCAAGCGUGGUGAACGCUUGUCAAACGCAGACUGGAGUGGCGACAGUGGAUAUAGAGGCGGUAAGGAAUGGUCAGUGGCCAGAGAGGCGGCAGCUAAAGUGUUACAUGUACUGUCUAUGGGAACAAUUCGGAUUGGUCGACGAUAAAAGAGAGCUCAGCUUGAACGGCAUGCUCACGUUUUUCCAAAGAAUACCGGCGUACAGGGUGGAGGUUCAGAAAGCGAUCAGAAAAUGCAAGGGGAUCGGUAAAUAUUUCGCCAAGGGUGAUAACUGCGAGUACGCUUACACGUUCAAUAAAUGUUACGCGGAAGCAUCGCCACGGACCUACUAUCUUUUCUAAUGGAUCAUCAGGUUCGUUCGAUACAGAGGAGAAACGAAACCGAAGAAAGAAAAAGAAAAGCGCUGCUCAAAAAGUCUAUCUCAUUAAAUGAUUUAGUCUGCAACGUUUUACCGUGUAAUGGAACCGUAAUCGUAUCUGUACUCGUACAAAUGUAAACGAGUCUCUGUACAAGACGUUAAUAAAAGAAAAAAAAAAAGUUCCAAUUA